Neomonachus schauinslandi (Hawaiian monk seal) is the source of this 2525-nucleotide messenger RNA. RefSeq names its product tripartite motif containing 11 (gene TRIM11). Bases 236 to 1741 code for a protein of 501 amino acids. NCBI's taxonomy places the organism in Eukaryota, Metazoa, Chordata, Mammalia, Carnivora, Phocidae. Gene Ontology annotation, molecular function: zinc ion binding; protein binding. The transcript is spliced from 6 exons. The record is from RefSeq and is a predicted model, not a curated record.
CGGGGAGCCCUGCGCCCCGCGUCCCCGGAGCCCUGAGUCCCGAGUCCCCCGGUGCCCUGAACCUCGCGACCUCAGGUGGCCUGAACCCCGCGUCCCCCGGAACCCCCGCGUGCCCGGCGCCCUGCGCCACGCGUCUCCGGAGCCCCCGCGUCCCCGCGCGCUCUCCAGAGUCCCGGCGCGGAGGCCACCGCCCGACCCGGCGGAGAGCGCCGCCUUCCUCCGCCCCACCGGCGCCAUGGCCGCCCCCGACCUGUCCACCAACCUCCAGGAGGAGGCCACCUGCGCCAUCUGCCUUGACUACUUCACGGACCCGGUGAUGACCGACUGCGGCCACAACUUCUGCCGCGAGUGCAUCCGGCGCUGCUGGGGCCAGCCCGAGGGCCCGUACGCCUGCCCCGAGUGCCGCGAGCUGUCCCCGCAGAGGAACCUGCGGCCCAACCGCCCGCUCGCCAAGAUGGCCGAGAUGGCGCGGCGCCUGCACCCGCCGUCGCCCGUCCCGCAGGGCGUGUGCGCCGCGCACCGCGAGCCGCUGGCCGCCUUCUGCGGCGACGAGCUGCGCCUGCUGUGCGCGGCCUGCGAGCGCUCGGGGGAGCACUGGACGCACCGCGUGCGCCCGCUGCAGGACGCGGCCGACGACCUCAAGGGGAAGCUGGAGAAGUCCCUGGAGCAUCUGCGGAAGCAAAUGGAGGAUGCACUGCUGUUCCAGGCGCAGGCUGAGGAGACCUGUGCCUUGUGGCAGAAGAUGGUGGAGAGCCAGCGGCAGAACGUGCUGGCGGAGUUCGAGCGGCUGCGCCGGCUGCUUGCGGAGGAUGAGCGGCGUCUGCUGCGCAGGCUGGAGGACGAAGAGCUGGAGGUGCUGCCCCCGCUGCGGGACAGCGCGGCCCGCCUGGGGCAGCAGAGCGCCCAGCUGGCCCAGCUCAUCGCUGAGCUGGAGGGGCGCUGCCAGCUGCCGGCGCUGGGGUUGCUGCAGAGCGGGCAGCACAAGGGUUUGGGGGCACUGUUGGCCGGGACGUGGGGAGGAUCAGAGGAUCGGGGACAGGCGCUGAUGCCGCGUGUGUCUCUCCCACAGGACAUCAGGGACACCCUGCGCAGGGUCCAGGAUGUGAAGCUGCAGCCGCCUGAGGUGGUACCCAUGGAGAUGAGGACGGUGUGCAGGGUUCCGGGGCUGGUGGAGGCCCUGCGCAGAUUCCGAGGGGACGUGACCCUGGACCCCGACACCGCCAACCCCGAGCUGGUCCUGUCGGAAGACAGGAAGAGCGUGCGGCGCGGGGACCUGCGGCAGGCCCUGCCCGACAGCCCCGAGCGGUUCGACCCCGGGCCCUGCGUGCUGGGCCGGGAGCCCCUCACCUCGGGCCGCCAUUACUGGGAGGUGGAGGUGGGAGAGCGGGCCAGCUGGGCGCUGGGCGUGUGCAGGGAGAACGCCAACCGCAAGGAGAAGGGUGAGCUGUUCGCGGGCAACGGGUUCUGGAUCCUGGUGUUCCUGGGCAGCUACUACAACUCCUCCGAGAGGGCCUUCGCCCCCCUCCGGGACCCGCCGCGGCGCGUGGGCAUCUUCCUGGACUAUGAGGCCGGACACCUGUCCUUCUACAGCGCCACGGAUGGCUCCCUCUUGUACGCCUUCCCCGAGACCCCCUUCUCGGGGACGCUGCGGGCCCUGUUCUCGCCUCUAUCCAGCAGCCCGACCCCCAUGACCAUCUGCAGGCUGAAAGGCGGGCCUGGGGACUCGCUGGCUCCCCAGUGAGGGGGCCUCCCAGCUGCUCAGGAACCUGGGCAUCUCCUGAGGUCCUCUGAGCUGGGGAAGCGCUCACGGUGCCCGGUGGAUGUGCGGGUGCGCACUCACUCCUGCAAGCGUGUGCCCGCGUGUGCGGGGCCGGCUUGGUCCUGCCGUCCGGGCGGAGGGCCCUGAGACACCCGCGCUCACCAGCUCCGGGCCCUGAGCCUUGCGCGGCCCCCACCCCCCGCGGCCCUGGAGCUACCCCUCCAGAAAGCUGCGGCCAGGAGGCAGCUCCAAGGCCGCGCGCCCGUGUGCAGUCCGGCCCUGGAGAAUGGGGGGCGGGUUGGGCUUGCCCUGCAGUAGCCAGGUACCCGGUGAUAGGCCAGAGGAAGCUGGGAGCAGGACACCCGAGCACCCCCUCCCCCGAACACAGACCACUGGGGGCUUCUGGCUCCUGUUGCAGAUAGAGCAGGUCCGUGGGGAGCAGGCACAGAAGCCCCCCGGUUUCCCUCCACGCUGCCCGGAGAACCCCCAGCUGGAGUCACCCUGGCAGUUCUCUCCUCGCUGGCCUGGGGGCCUCCUGACCCCAGAACUCCGCGUACCUGGUCCCCAGUCCUUCCUGCCCUGCCUGGGGGCAGGUGAGGCCUCAGAGAGCAUCCCCCACACACCUUCUGGCUACCAGAGUCUGGGAUUUGUCUUUGCUUUGUUCAGACUUUGCCUCACCCUCCCUAAAGGUCUGCCCCAGCUUCUUCGUACCACUAGAUUGUAUUUAUUGUAAGGACUGUUCUCACAGUAAAUAAACUAACUGUUG